Salmo salar (Atlantic salmon) is the source of this 4525-nucleotide messenger RNA. It is a transcript of the gene st6galnac, whose product is annotated as ST6 (alpha-N-acetyl-neuraminyl-2,3-beta-galactosyl-1,3)-N-acetylgalactosaminide alpha-2,6-sialyltransferase. NCBI's taxonomy places the organism in Eukaryota, Metazoa, Chordata, Actinopteri, Salmoniformes, Salmonidae. The record is from RefSeq and is a predicted model, not a curated record. Gene Ontology annotation, molecular function: sialyltransferase activity.
UCUUUCUCUCUUCUUCCCCGACACUGAGGGAGGGUUUGACCAAUUACCAGCAGCUGUUGCUCAUUUCACAAUAGUCCCGCCCAUGCUGUGCCAGGCUCGAGUGUAGCCUGUGCUACAGUUUACUUAGUUAAAGAAGACUUCUUCUGGCGUAGAGGAUUUUCUACUGUCACUACUGACUGUACUGCUUAGUACAGGACUGCCACUAAAGAAGACUAGUCACAGACGGUCGUGGGGUGAGAGGGGCCCCGGAACAGAGAAACUCUGGACUAAUUUACAGUCAAAUCCACCCCUGGCCCUCAUCUCUUUUCCCGUUGCUCCCCUGAAAAACCCAAACAUCCUCCUGAGAAGGACAUCAGCGACUCCCCUCUACUCCCCCAUCCUCCUCCCCCUCUGCCAAGUUCUCAUGUUCCUCCUCCAGGGAGGUUGGAGAGCAGGGGGCACACACGUGGCCAGCUGCCCAGGCUCGGGGCCACGGUGACAGACAUGGUGCUCAAGAGGAGGCUGGGGCUGUGCUUCCUGGCUGUAAUCUCCCUGCUGGUCAUCUACAUCCUGUGUUUGAGCGUGGAGAUCACCGUCCCCUGGCGCAUGGUCAACCUGAACCUGUCACACUUCCCUGGUCUUGGGUACACACAGGAACCAAACAGGUCACAUGACUCUGAAGACUCUAUUGACGGUAACACACCGUCAGAUGGUUUGGACAGCCUACACACUGGUUCAACACCAACAACACAUUUAAGGUUGAAGGUACAGUCCACAUCCCCUGUCGGAGUCAGACCCUCAAUGAAACCUGGAGCCAGGUCCAAGACUACCAAGGGUCAAAAUAUUAAAGGUGCUCUCCUCUCCAAUUCAACCAAACCAACAGAGCCACCCUUCAUUGGAGACAGUUACUACAGCGAAGUUGCCCCACCUCAAACUGACUGUCCAAACAGUAUUCGUAGCAGGGUUCCCCAGACAGACUUUGGGGUGAGGUAUCUGGGCAGGAUCCCUGUCCUCCAGUGGGCCAAGCAUGCCACUCCAGAACAGUACCAGCGCCUCAAACUGUACCCAGGGGCUCACGGCUGGGGAAACCUUGACAUUGACACUCUAGUGUCGACCCUGUCUGUUCUCAACACAUCGGCCAACUGGCACAUGUUUGAUGACUGGGAUCGUCGUAGCAACGGCUCGCAGUGUGUCUGCUGUGCUGUCGUGGGCAACGGAGGGAUUCUGAAGGAUUCAAAGAAGGGCCGGGAGAUUGACCAACAUGACUAUGUCUUCAGGACCAAUGGAGCUGUGACUAAGGGCUUUGAGCAGGAUGUGGGCUCUAGAACAUCCCUCUACACGUUCUCCACCAACACCCUCCGUAACUCCAUGAAGAGCUACGCCGGAGUGGGCUACAGAGGACCCCCGCUCUCUGAGGAGACUAGGUAUGUCUUCCUGCCAGACCAUGACAGAGAUUAUCUGCUGAUGAAAGCAGCCGCCACACACACUCCAGUAGAGAGAGGACCAGAGAAGAGCAAAACGCCACCCACAUACUUUGGAAAUAAUGUGAGUGUAGAAAAGUUCAAGAUGUACCAUCCAGAUUUCAUACGUUACAUCAGAAACAGGUUCCUCCGAGGCCAUGCCAUGCAGACCAAAUACAAGAACAUAUACCGUCCAUCAACAGGUGCUGUGAUGCUGCUGGCUGCUAUGCACACCUGUGACCAGGUGAGCGCGUACGGCUUCAUGACUCCAGACUAUAAAAACUACUCUGACCACUACUAUGACAGCAGAUAUCACCCUGUGGGUUUCUUCAUCAACCAUGACCUGAAGAUGGAGAUGACACUGUGGCAGCAGCUCCACCAGGCAGGCCUCAUCACGCUCUACAUGCACCAGUGAUCUCAGGAACUAACUCACUCCAGGUCACUAUGGCAAUGACCACAUUAAUGACAUAAGUCUAUGGUAAUGACUCCGUUUCCACCACUGGCUCCCAAGGUUUGCCAACCCCCAGUAAACUAACUGUUGCAACUAUGAGAUUUAUAGAAAAAUUACUCCACGUCUGACUUUGUCAUUGCCUGCCAUGUUGGAGGUUAGCCAAUACUUCUGUGAAAAUGGUCUCCAUGGAGACGGGCUUAGCCUAUCCUCUUGAGACGUCUCUAACAGGGUGGAGGCUGGUUGCCAGGGAGACAGUCAUAGACUGUUGCUGACACUUGCUGAGAUACCAGGAAAACUGACAGAUUCUUUUCAUUCUGGGCAAAGAUUGUUUUAGACUGCACAGCUGAAGAUUUUAUCAAUGAUUCAUUUUGGACAUAUUUUACCAAGUAAUAUUUAUUAGCCUUUUUAUAUUAUUUUAAGACCUUUUUUAGUAUUUUUAAACCAUUUCAGACAAUCAGCUUUUGUGGGUCUUAGUCAGACGGAUGUUUCAAAGAUCACUGCCCUAAAUACUUUCGCACAGCACUGCCGGCAGUAGUCAUGGUCUAUUCUGAUAAGUAGUCAGAUUAUUUUCACAUGAUAUUACUAUGUUUCUGUGUGGAGUCAGUGUAGAAGUGGGUCAACAGACAACUCAAAUGUUUGACCAAAGCAAAGCUGAGGGGAGAAAAUAACAUAUAUAUUUUUUGUUUUGAAAAGUUUAUUUUUUAUGAAAUAUGUUUUUAAAAUGUAUUUUACUUUCACACUUUAAAAAAUUAUAAUGAUAAAAGUUUCCUUAUUAAUAUGAGAGAGCAAUGCUACAUAGACAAGAUCUUUUACCCUCCCUCUACCUUUCUCACUCAUCAUUAUUCACAAUUCAUUCAGGAUUAUCUGUAAUCAUGGUAGCAUCCACAUUAAUGUAGAAGUGUUUAGAAAUAUAUUAUAUUCUUAUUUAUAAUAAAAGUGACUCUAUUGGGCACAAAAUAAUCUGAAACACUACCAAAACUAACUGCAAAUGCAUCCAACAAGUUUGUAGAGUCACAAGCUUGAUGUAGUCAUUGCGUGCUAGGAAUAUGGGACCAAAUAUUAAACUUUUACCACUUUAUUUAUAAGAAUCUUUAGGGUUGUCAAUAAUUUUGACCCCUACCUUUAUAGAGAGAUAGAAAGUAUUACUUGUUAAACAAAAUCUGAGCAAUUGUAAGUAUAAAAUAUAAUUCUCCCAUUUUCUUGCAUACAUUAUCGAUCCGUAUUUUAAUUAUUUAUUUUACACAGUCGUUAUUGCUCAUCUUUUUUAAGGGUGUCAAUAAUUUCGGACCCCACUGUAUGUUGACAAGGGAUAGGGCUGUUGCUGCUGGGCCGGCCACCUACUUAAAAUACCCUCUACCCUCCCUCACUGCCCUAAAUACUUUCGCACAGCACUGCCGGCAGUAGUCAUGGUCUAUUCUGAUAAGUAGUCAGAUUAUUUUCACAUGAUAUUACUAUGUUUCUGUGUGGAGUCAGUGUAGAAGUGGGUCAACAGACAACUCAAAUGUUUGACCAAAGCAAAGCUGAGGGGAGAAAAUAACAUAUAUAUUUUUUGUUUUGAAAAGUUUAUUUUUUAUGAAAUAUGUUUUUAAAAUGUAUUUUACUUUCACACUUUAAAAAAUUAUAAUGAUAAAAGUUUCCUUAUUAAUAUGAGAGAGCAAUGCUACAUAGACAAGAACUGUAUUUCUUUUUCAUACUACCACCAGUGUGUGCCUUAAUGUGAAUCUCAAUAUUUUGUCUGCAAAAUGAGUUGUCGUUGAGGUAACUGGGGAAACUAUUUGAAGUGAAGGAAGAUGUUUCCACAACAACUCCAAAAGGACACUGUCAGUGGCCUUUCUCUUCGGGCACUCGCUCCCAGAACAUGAAUGGAUGUUUCCAAGGAUCUCCUGGAAAAUUGGAGUAUGUGUGGCUGGACUAGACAAUAGAGCACCUGGACUUCUCAAAGCUAGCUCAGGGCUGGAUUCGUUAGGUACCAAACAGAAGACAAUGGACUGAAACAAGGAAGGACUACUUCAACUCCUCCAAUAAGAAACAUUUAUUUUAGUUUUCUGUUGCAAAGCAUUUUGCUAUGCUGUGCCCUAAUGAGCACGACCCAGAAUGAAUAGUGACAAAGGUCACAGAAGUAUCAUUGUUUCUGCUGAAUAUUGAUGCCUGAUGAAUGAGGUCAUUCAGGACCUGAGAAGAACAUUAGAUUCAUCUGAUCACUGUGACAAUAGAGUUGAUCUCUGACUGAGACUUUGCAUGCUCACCUCCACAUGGGAAGUGGACAUGCAUGUGGAAAAUGGUAACACCUACCACGGCUCACUCUACAUGUGCAUAAAAUAUAUGUGGUGCAGGGUAAAGAAACCAAAGACCCUACAACAGAAUCAAUGAAUUAGCUUAUUUUACAUUUUUGUUUUAUGUCUUUUUAGAAUAACAAUCCUUUAACAAUGACAUUAAAUGGUUCAGGCUUUCCUCUACGGAAGACUCACAUCAGACAUUAGUUUUCAAUAUGUACAGAAGAUGUGGUAAACUUUUUUGUUGUUGAUGGAGUUCAUUAACAGGGGGAAUUGGGUUGAGGGGGAGUUCCUCCAUAAUGCAAAUUUUAGAGUGGAUGUUUUUAAUGUAAUUGAAAUCUAUAAAGAAAUUGAGAAUGAAA